Molecule: messenger RNA, 1511 nt
Organism: Diuraphis noxia (Russian wheat aphid)
Lineage: Eukaryota; Metazoa; Arthropoda; Insecta; Hemiptera; Aphididae
Gene: Zasp66
Product: PDZ_signaling and DUF4749 domain-containing protein Zasp66
Biological process (GO): actin cytoskeleton organization; muscle structure development
Cellular component (GO): Z disc; filamentous actin; adherens junction
Molecular function (GO): muscle alpha-actinin binding; actin binding
Source: RefSeq, a predicted model, not a curated record
GUGAAUUUAUUGUGCCGGUCCAUUGUACGACGACGAAGAAGACGCGGCGGCAUCAUCGUAAUCGUGUCGGCUUAGACAUACAUAAACCGUAAUCGCGAACUGUGCACGUAGUCGUACCUACCACCUACGGUUCAAUCGUUUUCGUGAUCGAUUGCGGCCGUUAUUUCCGGUUGCUCGUCCUCCAUAUCCGGACCGUCGCCGCGCAGCUUCCUCACGGCUGCCGCUGCWGAUCACGACGACCACCCACGCGCCUUACAGCCGUGUAUAUAUAUAUACUAUUUAUCUAUAUAUAUAUUAUACGCACGCGCGACAGCGAUAUAAUAUAGCAGUUGCACUAGUGAUUAGCUACGAUCAACUAUAGGACGCGGUGACCGGUGCAAUCGACAUGGGUUCGAAGAAACCGAGCACGUGGUCCGUGACGCUCAAGAGAGACGGAAAGUCUCAACCAUGGGGUAUCCGAUUGGCCGGCGGAGCGGAUCUCAACACGCCGUUGAUCAUAACCAAGGUCUACGCCAGAUCGCCCAGUGAAAGUAGCCUAAGAGUGGGCGACAUCAUACGGAAAAUCGAAGUAUACGACGCUCGAGACUUGAGACAUUUGGACGCUCAAAAUUUGUUCGGAAACGCCGACCAGUCAAUAACUCUAGUCAUCCAAAGGGAUGCUCCUCAGUUUAACGGCUGCAGCAGCAGCAACAGCAGUCCAAUUCCGAUGGUCAAUAACCAUCAACUUAAUCAACAGCAACAUGCCACCGCGUGGCCAAUUGGAAAUGGUCUUUACGGUUACGAGCGGUCCGUCCAGUCACCCGUCAACAAUUUCUGCCGUUUYCCUCCAUCACUGAUCGAUAGUCCGUCUUCGUAUGACUGGGACGAAGCGCACGACCAGGUGGCGCUCGACCAACAGCCCUACAGAACGAACCCACUGGUGUUACCCGGAGCAAAGGUCAAGAGAGAUCCGCCCAAGACCGAGUCAUACUUGCGCCAUCAUCCAAAUCCGAUGAUGAGAGCGCAUCCGUCACACCACGAUCAACCCAUGGACACCCUGAUGAAACAAAAGGUCACGGACACGGUGUUGCAACGGAUAAGCAGCGAGGAAGCCAAGUCAAGACCCGGUAGACAGGUGGUACACAAACAGUUCAACUCUCCAAUAGGUCUUUACUCUGAGGAAAACAUCGCUCACUCAAUCAAAUCGCAAACGGGAUAUACUCCGGAAGAGGAAGAAGAGAAGUACGGUCGUUUGAGGCACAAGAAGACUGUGCAGUACGACCCAGCUAAAUCUGAAACGUAUAAGGCGAUUCAAGAAUCAGAACACGGAGACUUCCACGCUCAAGAGAUUUCGAAGCCAGUGCAACCGAAAGUAUUCACACCUGUCCAAGGAACGGUAAAAAAAGCUCCGAUUAGCAACGGCCAUGGCCACCAAAAUCAUAAUAAGUUGUCAGCUCCUUAUCAUCCAAAUCCAGGAGUAAGUAAAUAAUAAUAUUAUUAUUUAUUAAUUAUUUCAAACUUCUUAGUACUUA